GACACCCGCCGGAGACUGAGGGGAACGAGAGGCCAGGCUGCGCCGCUCUCCUUCCCUCACAUGACAGACAGGACGGCGACGGCAGCGACCAGAAACAGCUAUGUACCAUGACUGCUUUAUAUGAUUGUAAAAAGGCAAGUGAGUUCAGAGUUCGGACUGUAUCGAUGGCAACAAACAUUACUGAUUCUCCAUUGCAUAGAGUCUCCCACUGUGUGGUUGGCCCGUGGGGUGCAUGGAGUGAGUGCAACUCUGACUGUGGCGUCGGGAGCAGAGAGCGGACACGGCAAGUGGUUGUGCCCCCUAAGAGUGGAGGAAACCCCUGCCCAGACCUCAGACAGCGCCGUGGCUGCUAUGCAGAUGACCCCACAUGUCAUUCCUUCAAAGAGGUGGCCAAGAUUUUACCAGAUGCUUUCAAAAGGUAUUCCAGGGACCCUUGGAGAAUGACCCACACCAGACCAGCUGUAAGGACCCCAAGCUACUGUGUGUACUUCCGGCUGAAACACGUGGGUCCUGUCUGCCAGCUGCAAACCUGGAGCAGACAACUACUGCGAGAUCAACUUGUGUGUGUAGAGUGCCAAGCGGAGGCAUCUGGUGCAAAUGGGCGAUGCCUUGGGGAUGGCCUUGCAGGUGCAAGGACAUUUUGGACUGCUGCCUCCCUCACUGGCUGCCAGGGCUCCUGGGUACAGGAAGACCUAAGAGAAGACUGCACAUGUCCAAUCCUUUCCUUCCUUUUUGUCUGACAAGGAGGAUGAUGGCCAUCUAUGGAUGUAGGACAGCAGUUGCACAUUGCUGCACCACGCAAAGCCAAAUAGUUUACCUCUCAUAUACCUACCUCUGCAACUUGCCUCAAGAAAACCUGUCUUCCAAUUUCAUUUUACUAUUGUAUAAUAAUUUGUGAGUACAUAUACUUGCCCGUGAUGUCACAGGUUCAUGUGUCUGAUACUUGUCUCAACUCUUCACAAGACAUGAAGUUGCAUCUCAAGUUUUACUCUUGGAUCAACAUGGGAAAAGUGGUUUAAUAAUCCUUUUGUUGGCUCCCAGAAAGCCUCACAUCCGCAGACGUAUCUUGUGAAUCUUUUAGGUGGCAAGAUAAAGUCCAGUGGUAUAUGAAACAUGAAAUGUGGCCAGCUUAAUGCACCUAGAGAAACCACAGAAAGUAUGCCAAGUGGAGGAGAGUGACAUAUUCAAGACUGUUGUCCAAAAUGUUCACUUUACAAUAUUUCACAUUUGGCCUAAAAUGCUGCAUGUAUUGCCAAGUGGGAUUUGCAGAAGGAACAGACCGUCAUCUCCCUUCAUUCCAAAAAUAUUCCUAGUUCACAACUACAGUCUAGAAUGGCUUCCUGCGCACUAGCGACUCAGAAGUAAAGCAAGAGAAUGAUAUCCAUGGAGCCUCACAGUUCUACCUAUAGACCUGUUCCACCACAUAGCUCCGCUAUAAUGUCACAAAUGUCCCCAUUAGCACUAUACAAGCAUAUCCAGCAACCUGUAAGAAUAUUAUAUGCAACACACACAUAGUGCCAGUUUAUUCCCCAAACACUG
Molecule: messenger RNA, 1539 nt
Organism: Pseudophryne corroboree (corroboree frog)
Lineage: Eukaryota; Metazoa; Chordata; Amphibia; Anura; Myobatrachidae
Product: somatomedin-B and thrombospondin type-1 domain-containing protein-like
Exons: 6
Coding region: 108-740 (210 amino acids)
Source: RefSeq, a predicted model, not a curated record